This is a messenger RNA of Solanum lycopersicum (tomato), 3205 nucleotides long. RefSeq names its product pentatricopeptide repeat-containing protein At5g15010, mitochondrial. The record is from RefSeq and is a predicted model, not a curated record. Gene Ontology annotation, molecular function: protein binding. Lineage: Eukaryota; Viridiplantae; Streptophyta; Magnoliopsida; Solanales; Solanaceae.
CAAUCAAUCCAAAUAUGCUCUUAAUGUAUCCUUAACCUAUAACUUUUGACUUACUUUUGCUUAUUUUCACACAAAACAAAUACUCAAAAUUACUUUUAUAUUACAGAGACAUUACAAAAAUGCUUUAAAACUGUUAAAAAAUAAAAGAGGAAAAAACAGUGGUUGGGGAGAAGAGCAUUAGGGCAACGAAAGAAAUUGUUUGAUAAUGAAAUAUAGAGUUGCAAUUUCCUUGUUCCUUGGUGGUCAUCUCCCUCCCAAUUUGCCAUCUUUUCUUCUUCGAUCCAGCAGUGGUGUUUCCGUUCCCCAUGCUAGUCUCCUACCUGGUGCUCUCUCAAGGUCUACUUGUGGAAUCAGGUUCUCUACUUUUACUUCCUUCACCAAUUCACAUGAUUAUAAAGAAGUAUAUUCUGAUUUUUCCAAAGAAGAUGUUGAAACAAUUGAAGCCAUUUUUAAACAACCCGGAACCCAUGUGCAUAAUAAACUCGAGCAAUGUGGUGUAAGGCCCACACACAAUCUAGUUACUCUUAUUCUUUCUCGUGCACGGAAUAAUUGGGAAGUUGCAUUCACUUUCUUCAUAUGGGCCACCAAACAAACAGGUUAUGUUCAUUCUGUGCGUCAAUACCAUUCUAUGAUAUCUAUACUUGGAAAAAUGAGAAAGUUUGACACUGCAUGGUCACUCAUUGAGGAAAUGAGAGGUGGUAAAGAUAGACCAUCGCUUGUCAAUCCUCAGACGCUCUUGAUUAUGAUUAGGAAAUACUGUGCUGUGCAUGAAGUUGGAAAAGCUAUCAGUACUUUUUAUGCAUUUAAGCGGUUUAAUUUAGAUAUUGAAAUAGAAGAAUUUCAAGACCUUUUGUCUGCCCUUGUUCGCUACAAAAAUGUAAAAGAUGCCGAGCACUUGCUUUUUUGCAAUACGAAUGUUUUCCCGUUGAAUACCAAGAGUUUGAAUAUCAUUCUGAAUGGAUGGUGUCUUGCCCGUGAUGAUUUAAGUGAGGGAAAGAGGAUUUGGAGGUUGAUGAAGGAAAAAAGGAUUCCUCGUGAUGUUUUUUCAUAUUGUAGUAUCAUGUCUUGCUAUUCGAGGGCUGGUAGACUCAAUGUUGUGCUUAAGCUUUUCGAUGAGAUGAAAUUGUGUGGGGUUGCACCUGAUGUUAAGGUUUAUAAUGCUGUCAUUCAUGCUCUUGCAAAAGGCAGGUUGGUUAAACAAGCUAGGAGUGUGAUGAAGAUGAUGGAAGAGAAUGAUCUUGCUCCAAACGCUGUUACUUAUAACUCAUUAAUCAUGCCUCUCUGCAAAGCUCGAUUACCAGAUGAAGCUCAAGAGAUCUUCAAUGAGAUGAUUCAACGAGGCAUACAUCCUACUGUCCGAACUUACCAUGCAUUGCUUCGUAGCCUGAGGACAGGGGAAGAAGUGUUCGAGCACUUGCAGAAGAUGAACACGAUGGGAUGUAUUCCAACUCAUGACACUUAUAUAAUGUUAAUCCGGAAGUUUUGCCGAUGGUGCCAACUUGAUAAUGUUUUCAUGUUGUGGGAUAAGAUGAGCAAGAUUGGCUUGGACCAUGAUCGAAGUUCAUAUAUAGUGCUGAUACAUGGACUCUUUUUGAAUGGGAAGCUGGAGGAGUCGUACAAAUACUAUCACGAAAUGAAGCAAAAAGGUUUACUGCCGGAGCCCAAGAUAGAUGAAAUGCUUCAAGCUUGGGUAGCUGGCAGGAGAGAUUCUCAAGAGAAUAAAGUAACAUGUCAUCAGGAGAACAAAAAGGUGGUCAAAUUUGAAAAAGCUGAUAAAGAAAGGGAUUUCCAUAAAAAACCUGAAAUGAGAAAAGUUAUGAGAGAGCGUGGCUUUUCUUUCUGGGGUCAGUAGAGUCAAUGUUGAUUAUAAAAUUACUGUUGGGAAUCUGGCUCGGGUCACUGUACAUACAGGUGCAUCAGAAUGUCCGCCAAAUGCAAUAUGGAAUUAUCCUCAACAGGCCUUCUGGAUCUUGCUCCCCCCCCUCAUCCAACUACUCAAUAAGUCUGCAGUGUGGUUAGGCAUGGUCCAAUUUGUCUCUGUGAGACCAAGGAAGAUGACCCAAGUUUGUGUCGUAAAGUUGUAAACAUGCAAUGCAAGAGUAGAUGCUUGUUGGUCGCCUCUGCCUUCCCGCAUAAUAAACACCAAGGUCUCGGGGUUAUCAUGAAUUAAAGUGAAGAGGAGAUGUAGCGAACGACUUGUCUAUAGAGUUACUAAGAGUACUAACUUUCUUGCAUUACAUGGUGGGGUUUGUGUUUUUUUCCUGUAACUAGUGCAAGAAAAUUUAUUUUGGUUGAUAAGCCAAUCUGGUGAGUAACUGUUUGCUUAGAUUGGGCAAUGCGUUUAAGCUGGGACUCCAGAAUCCAUUUUGGGGGCAGAAAGCAGGCUUUGAGAUUAUGUAGAAAUUUCACUUGCCCAACAGAGAAUGUGGUUUCGCAAUUCGAAAUUCUUCUAUUAUGUAGCGUCUGCAGGAUGAACUGACUUGCAAUGUGCUUGAAGCUCCUGCAACUUUAGCAUCAGCAAAGGCAAAUUUGUUUGUAAUUGACCAGAGAAAGAACUUUUCAGUAGUUGGGGCCCUUUCUCGUGCAUUUGCUAUACCAUCAUUAUCAGGGCCUGCAUUUUAGGUCUGUUGCUGUCUCAUUGAUCUGCUGAUAUCUGAGCCUAAUCAAGGUUCAUUAGACAUUGAUUGUCAGAAAGCAGUUACAGCUAUUUGCAGUUCAAUAAUUUUUCUAUUGCCUGUUCCUCAAGUAUAAUGACCUCAAGGCAUCACACAGCUGGUUUGUCAGUGCACAAUUCUAUUACUUAUUUCAAUUUAGAAGCUUCAAUCAUUGUUGAAAAGAGAGUUUGAGAAAUAACGAUCAGCACGAUAACUCCUUGCUUUAUGGAGAUUUUGCUUAUAAUGUUGCAAAGAAGAGGGAAAAUUCAAAUCUACAUGAAGGAUUAGAUUCAAUGGUUUCCACAAUUCAUUACCUGCAUGUUUCUCUGCUGGCACUGCCCCUCAUCUGUCCUUUGUUAAAUCUGUCUGUGAGGUACAGCUUGGAUUCAGAGAUACUUCUGAAGACUGUUUCCUGAGCUUUUAUGUUCUUAUUAACCAAAUCAAGUUACAAUGGCUGUCAUCUUGUAUAAAUGACACGUAAUUGGUUUAGUGUUAUGGAAUUACUCUGAUUUAUAAUAGAAUAACAAAUAUCAAGUUUUUGUACAAAGAAA